AUGGACGACAAUGAACUGGAACAAAAGUACUCCGAGUGUAGAUCUUGGAAACUCAAACCAUACGGCCUUGGAAAACAGUCCCGAAAAGCCACCCGCUGCCGGUGGUCCCACGAGGAGGUGGAAUCCUUUUUUGCCAUCAUAAACCAACUGAAACUGCAAAUUCCUUUAAGGAAAAACCGCAAUGACAAAGUCUUCAAGGUGAUUGCUCGUGAGAUGGCCAAGCGCAACUAUCCCAAGAGUCCCAAGCAGCUGAGGGUCAAAUACCACCAGUUGAGGCGUCAGUAUGUGCGGGCCAGGAACGGCGGCGAGUCCUUUGACCACUUUGCCGAAGUCCACGAACUGAUGCAGGGAAAUGAGGGCUCAGAUUUUGAAGCCGAACUGGAGAGUGAAAGCGACGCGGAGGCAGAGGAGGAUCUGGGCUCGGAAAGCGAAGAAGAAGAAGAUGCCUUAGAAGCCUCUUCUUCGUCAAUUCACACCAAUGCCCGCUGCAAAUGGACCGAGGGCGAGGUGGACCUCCUCUUUGCUAUCCACACGCUGGGUUUGAGGACGGCGCUACUUCGAAAACGGAAUGCCAAGGUCUUCAAGCUGCUGGCCAAGGAGAUGGCCAAGCGAAACAGCUACAAGGGUCCAGACAAGCUGCGCAUCAAAUUCCAGCUACUCCGGCGGAUGUACAAUAAGGUCAAGAACGGCACGGGGGAAACCUUCGAGCAUUAUGAAGCCAUGCGACAGGUCCUGGAUCCCACCGAGGAGGAAGCGGCGGCGGAGGCGGAGGCGGAGGCCAAUGUCAGCAGUGCCAGCGAGGGAAGCGACUUCAAUGACAGUGAUGACGACGAGGGCGGUUCGCAGAGAAGCGGAACUCAUUUUUGGACCGACGAAGAGGUGGAUGCCUUUUUGCUCAUCAUCCGGGACAACGGUUUCUUUCGCGCCUUGGACGGCUCUCGGAAGCGAAAUUUCCAGACCCUCGUACAUAUUUCUAAUAUCCUGGCGAAGCAGGCCAUUAAGAGGACCCCACACCAGCUGCGAAAUAAGUUGAGAUUGCUAUUUAAGCGCCAUCGCGAGGCCAAGGAGCAUGGCCUGGACAAUGUCCGGAUACUGCCCCGCCACUUUAAGCUCUUCGACGAGAUUACCGGUACCUCGCCGCGGGAGAACAGGAAGCGGGUCAAACAGAGACCCAUGCGACUGCUUAAAUCAUCGCUACCCAAGCAAUCACCGGUGAAGCUUCAGCCGGAGAGUGACACCGAGGAGGAGUCCAGCUCCACCUGCGAUCUGUUGCGAGCUGGCGGCGAUGAUUACGAUGAGGAUUACGAUGAUACUGCCGUGGAGAAGGAGCCCACACCGCUGGAAUCUCUCAAGGCCAUUAUAGAGGGUCAGAAGCAUCUCCUGGCGCAAAUUAAGACUGCCAACGAGACCCAGCUAAGGCAACAGCGGGACCAGCAGCAACAGUUCCUCGACAAAGUCACCCAACUGAUCCGGCGAGAACGGGAGGAAACCCUGCGCAGGAUCAGUGAAAUGCUGGCGCCCCCUUAAUAAUUAAUUAGAACCCAGCCGGAUCGCAUCAAGCUUCUAAAACUUUUAUUGAAUUGAAUUCGAAGUUAUUGCAAAAAGUUGUCAUUAUUUAUAUAUAGUAUAUAUAUGUAUGUCUUCUAUAUUCA
Drosophila serrata is the source of this 1652-nucleotide messenger RNA. RefSeq lists its product as uncharacterized. NCBI's taxonomy places the organism in Eukaryota, Metazoa, Arthropoda, Insecta, Diptera, Drosophilidae. The record is from RefSeq and is a predicted model, not a curated record.